Messenger RNA from Fimicolochytrium jonesii, 1398 nucleotides. RefSeq names its product P-loop containing nucleoside triphosphate hydrolase protein. The transcript is spliced from 6 exons. Lineage: Eukaryota; Fungi; Chytridiomycota; Chytridiomycetes; Spizellomycetales; Powellomycetaceae. The coding region runs from base 1 to 1398 and encodes 465 amino acids. Gene Ontology annotation, biological process: microtubule-based movement. The record is from RefSeq and is a predicted model, not a curated record. Gene Ontology annotation, molecular function: ATP binding; microtubule binding; microtubule motor activity.
AUGGUAAACCACAGCGAAGGCGACGGUGCGCAAACGGGCUCUGCGUCGGCCAUAACCGUCGCCGUUCGCGUGCGGCCUUUCUCUGCCCUGCCAGCAGGUAGUGGGAGGGCGCGAUCUCCGUCUGCCUCUUCACUUCUCCAAGUGCCCACCGAAGCCGAACCAUCAUCCUCCUCUGUCAGAAAGAUUGUGAAUGUCAUUGACGAGCAGGUUCUUGUCUUCGACCCUGCUGACGCGAGUUUCCGCAAACGGCGGCGAACCUACGUUCACGGCGCCCACCGCAACAAAGAAGUUCAGUACGCCUUCGAUCGGGUUUUCGGCGAGUCUGCGAGCCAGGACGAUGUCUACAAAGGAACUGCAAAACCGUUGAUCGAUGGCGUCCUGGACGGUUACAACUCUACGGUUUUCGCUUACGGCGCAACAGGAUGUGGGAAAACCCAUACUAUCACCGGCACACCUGAGGAUCCUGGUAUCAUCUUCUUGACUAUGCGAGAGUUGUUUGCUCGGAUUGAUGAGGCAUCCACUCAGUUGCAUAUUGAAACCAGCGUUUCAUACCUGGAGGUCUACAAUGAGGCCAUAAAAGACUUGCUGAAGCCGACAUCCACCGAGUCGCUGGACCUGCGAGAGGAUGACAGCAAUAGCAGAGUUGUGGUGGCGGGCUUGAGCGAGCACAAGCCAAGAGACGUCGACCACGUGAUGGAUUUGAUGAUAACAGGAAACAACAACAGAACGAAGGCCCCGACGGAAGCCAAUGCUGUGAGCUCGAGGAGCCACGCGGUCCUGCAAAUACAUGUCCGUUUAAAGGACAAAGCGGCCGGGAUAAACAGUACCAUUAAAACCGCGACUUUAAGCAUCAUCGAUCUGGCUGGGAGCGAGCGUGCAUCAGUUACCAAGAAUUCAGGACAGCGGUUAUUGGAGGGAGCAAAUAUCAACAGAUCUCUUUUGGCCCUGGGAAACUGCAUAAACGCAUUAUGCAGCGACCGUCCGAACCACAUUCCAUAUCGAGAUUCGAAAUUAACGCGACUGCUCAAAUACUCACUGGGAGGAAACUGCCGCGUUGUGAUGAUUGCUGCGAUCAGCGCAUCCAGUGUGCAUUAUGAAGAUACCCAUAACACCCUCAAGUACGCCAAUCGCGCAAAAAAUAUCAAAACGAAAGUUGAGCAGAACACCAUUGAUGUGGCCGCCCACAUGGCGCAGUACCCGAAAAUUAUUAGCGAACUGCAGGCGGAAGUUCAAGACUUGCGGGAUCAACUACUCGGACGGCAGGAGCAGGACUUACUGCAUGAGAAACUUGGAGGCAGGCAACCGCCAAAGUGCGGAAGAUAUUCUCAAAGCUGGAAUCGAAAGAAGACGAAAAAGCCGAUGGGCUUGCCGAGGUCGAUAAGAAUGAGCGAAGAUUAG